GACAACGAAGUCUAGCAACCUCUUUUAGCUGAACAAUGUCGCAAUCAGAAAAUGCAAUGAUCGGAAAAUUAGCCAACGUAAUAAAUGAUGAGAAUUAUUAUUAUGUUGGUGUAAAAGCAUCUCCAUUUGCGAAUGAUUGUGUUGUCUUUGGUUUAAAUUCGGAUGAAAUUUUGGCUCUUUCCAAGCGUUUUCCGAAUUCUGGAUCAGAUGUGGUCAACGGUGUUAUGAUUAAAGGACCACCUUUUUCCAUCAUUAAUGCCUUGGCAGAAUUAGGAUAUCGAGUUAUUUGUAGCACGGGGGAGGCCGAAAUACUUUGGACAUUGCAAAGGGAAUUGUAAAGUCAACAAUUUAUAUUCUCAGGAUUAUUUAUAAGAAAAAAGUACACUUAUAUACAAGACAUAUGCAAGUAAAUCACUCAGGUACUAAGUCUGCAUCUACAUUAAACAUGGAGCACAAUCAUAGUUAUAAUGAUCAUAAUAAAUGCUGCAGUAUAAAUACUAAUGUUAGUGUUCGUCAAUCUCUAAUGGAAAUGGAGUUUGAACGUGGUAUAUGGUAUGCUGCACAAUAUAAUGAUUUGGAUCGUGUAAAGACAUUAUUGAAGAAAGGUGUUUCUCCUAAUAUAGAAGAUUCAGCUGGAUAUACAGCAUUACAUUAUGCAGCUAGAAACGGACACUAUAAAAUUUGUAAUAUAUUAUUAGAAAAUGAUGCAGCUGUGAAUGCACAAACACGUUGUGGUCGUGCCACUGCUUUACAUAGAGCAGCUAUGCAAGGACACUGUAAUAUUGUCGAACUUUUGUUAAAAUAUGAUGCAAAUCCUAAUUUAAAAGAUGCUGAUGAUUAUACCCCUUUACAUAAAGCACUUACAGCACGCUCAACAUCAGUUUGUAAAUUAUUGAUACCAUGCACUAAUCUAUCAUUGUUGAAUAACAACAUGCAAAGUAUAGAACAAUUGGUAAAUGAAAAGUUUCCUGACAUUUUACCAUUUUUAUUGACAUAUAUAAAUAAAGAAAAAAUAAAUAAAUGAUAAACAAAAAUAAUUUGAAGUUUUCAAUUUUUAUAUAUUAAAAAAUAAUAUAAAUGUUAUGAUAUGUGUAUUCAGUAAAACAAAUAUGUAAGAAAAAUGUAAUAUAAUUAUGAAAUU
Messenger RNA from Apis florea (little honeybee), 1141 nucleotides. RefSeq lists its product as uncharacterized. The record is from RefSeq and is a predicted model, not a curated record. NCBI's taxonomy places the organism in Eukaryota, Metazoa, Arthropoda, Insecta, Hymenoptera, Apidae. Gene Ontology annotation, molecular function: protein binding.